UGUCAAAGUAUGGUGACACUAAAUCAGCUCGAAAUAUUUUGGUAUUAGAGCUUAAAAGAUUGAUUGAAGCAAAUCCUAUCUUUCAAGAUAAACUCACAUUUCCUUCAAUUAAAUCAUCUCGGUUAAGAACCUUGAUUAAUCAAAGUGUGAAUUGGCAGCAUCAGUUGUGCAAGAAUCCAAUGCCAAAUCCAAACAUUAAAACUUUAUUUAUUAACCAUUCUUGUUCACCUGCAAAUGGAUCUCCUUCACUUGGACAACAUGUUGGGCCAUUUACACCAUCCCAAUCUGCAUCUAAUGUUAAUACUUUAGUGGGAUGGACAUUGAAUGAGAUUCAGUCCACAUCUUCCCAAAUACCUGUAGGUGUUGCUUCCUCAUUGUCUGCUCCCACACAUCAAGCCUCCAAUGCUCUUGGAAUGUUGGAUUAUCUACACAAUGAUCAAGGACAACUAAUGACACAAAUGCGAACUACACAACGACAUGUAGAAGAGGUGCUAACAAAAGUUUGA
Vigna umbellata (rice bean) is the source of this 506-nucleotide messenger RNA. The record is from RefSeq and is a predicted model, not a curated record. Lineage: Eukaryota; Viridiplantae; Streptophyta; Magnoliopsida; Fabales; Fabaceae.